This is a messenger RNA of Zasmidium cellare ATCC 36951, 1161 nucleotides long. RefSeq lists its product as uncharacterized. Gene Ontology annotation, biological process: spliceosomal complex disassembly. Bases 1 to 1161 code for a protein of 386 amino acids. The transcript has a single exon. Gene Ontology annotation, cellular component: spliceosomal complex. The record is from RefSeq and is a predicted model, not a curated record. Lineage: Eukaryota; Fungi; Ascomycota; Dothideomycetes; Mycosphaerellales; Mycosphaerellaceae.
AUGGCCGAUGGCGACCUCAAGGAGCAUGCGCUCAACAGUUCACACGACUUCUACGAACUGCUCGAAGUAUCCCCAGCCGCGAACGAGUCGGAAAUUCGGCGAGGGUAUCGCAAGACUGCCCUGAAAUACCACCCCGACAAAGUCGGUGCUAACCCUGAAGCGCUUGACAAAUUCCACCUACUGCAAAUCGCAUACGAUGUACUGCUUGAUACGAACGUGCGGCAGCUCUAUGACAACGCCCGACGUGCAAGAGAAGAAAAGAAGCAGCGAGAAUCGGCAUAUUCUGAUCGCCGAAGACAACUCAAAGAGGAUCUAGAGAGGAGAGAGAGUGCUGGUAUCAAGCGGAAACGUGACGAAUAUCAGGCAGAGGAGGCUUUCCAGCAAGAGCUGAAUCGAUUGGCUGCUGACGGAGCAAGGCGAAGAAAGGAGAGAGAGGAGCAGCUACGGCGAGAGGCACAAGAAGAAUGGGAGCGAGAGCAGAAAGAAGUGAACGCGGGUCCCGUGGAGGCGCCAGCAGAGGCAGAAACAGCAAAGAAGCAGGGCGUGGAGGAGUCUGAUCGGACUAUCAAACUUCGAUAUCCUGCCGAUACUCCUGGCCUGGACGAGAGCGAGCUCAGAUCGCGGUUCAGUCGAUUUGGCAAGAUUGAGGAUCUUCAUUCAAAGAACAAGAAGAUCAAGAUUGAUGGCGAAAAGCAUCGGAAGGAUUAUGUUACUGCAAUCAUAGUCUUCGAGAGCAUCGUGGGCGCACACGCUGCCAUGACAGAUCUUCCCAAGAUGGCCGAGGCUGAGGAUUCGAGAGGUGUCGAAUCUCCCAUCUGGACUGUGUUUGAGAACGUGGAUUGGCUGAGUGGCAAAGAGCCAGACUGUAUACCCAAGGCCAAGGCGAGACCUAUGGCAGAGACCCCAAGCAAAGGGCCCAUCACACCGGCUACCGAAAGGAUCAAGAACACGGACUUGGGCAAUGGCGCUGGUCUGAGAAAAGUGCCAUCGUUCGGAAGUUUCAAAGGCACCCCAAAAGCCGCCACCAGCACUCUGCAUACCCCCACGUCGGACGAGGUCACGAUGAUGCGACUCAAGAAUGCAGAGAGGAAGCGGCUGGCUGAGAAAUUGAGGAAGGAGGAAGAAGAAGCAGAUGGCAAAGACGGCCUAGAGGCAGCCUGA